AUGAAGAUCCCCACUUUUUUCUUGGCCUCGUGUCUUUUGGCCACGGCUCAAAAUGCAGCCCCCGUGUUUAGUCCCCAACGAGUCGGCAACUAUCUCUGUGACAUUUAUUUGGCGCCAUCCGACAUUGGUGGAUGGGGAGUCUAUGCUGGCCGGGACUUUGACGAAGGGGAAAUAGUGGAAAUCGCACCCCGAUAUGUCCCUCUGAAAUCCACUGAAUUCAUGCACAACAACGCCUUGGAUGACUUUCAUUACGGUUUUACCUUUCAACGAGAUCCAGAAGAAACAUCCUUUGGUGCCGCCAUCUUCGGAAUGUCCAUGUUUUACAAUCAUGGAGUGGGAGCCCAACGAAAUGUAGUCUACACUAGUUUUGGCUUUGAACCUGACAAACACAUGACAUGGGGAUCCAUGAUGAUUGGCUUUGUGGCCAAUCGUGAUAUUCGGAGAGGUGAAGAGUUGCUGUCAUCAUAUGGAGAAACCGAACGGUGGUUUACGGACCGUGGGCUAGAGAUGGCACAACGCGAGGAGCAAGAGAUUCCAUCUCAGGAGGAAUUGACCAAAUUGGAACAGCAACAAUGUGCAAAAUCGAUUGCAGGAAUUGGACAUUCCACUUGGAUUGAUCGUGUUGUAGCAGCGCAAGACAUCUAUGAACUGCAUGUUCCGUACAUUCAAAAGGAGGAAAUGCUGCCAUUACAAGAUCAUCCAACGGCAGUUGCCAAGGAAUUCGUGCAGGAUGGUUCUCUCAUAGAACAGGCACCGGCACUGGUGGUCCCCAUGGCUACUUAUGAAGUAUCACCACUGGAACCUAUGAUAAUUGCUUGGGCUGAUUUGGAUCCAUCACUGCAGGAGGUGGUUCAAGAUUUGCGAGAAGAUGGUGUUUACCGCAUGAAAGGAAUUGACACAGAAACCGGACGUCUCGUCCCGGACGUCUUGGAAUUCUUUGAGGACUCGGCAAUCCUUCCUGCAGCAGGCAACAUUGGCUUGGUACGAAAAGUGGGCCCCGAUGGUGACAGCAAUUGUCGUUUGGGCAUUGAAUCUGCUGCAAGGGAUAUAGAGAAUGCUGACAUUGGAAGCUCUGGAAUCAUCUUGAAAUUGUAUGCUACAAGAGAUAUACAGCCUGGAGAGGAACUAUUGCUGAACCUUCCUGAUUCCAGUUCCUGGCAUACUAAGACGACUCUUUCACAGCACUUGGCACUGACUGGACAGCCCAUUCCGAAGCAUCUUGUUGACACCUACAAUCCUGGACUAGAUGACAUUUCAUUGGAUGACGAGGAAGAGCCAGAACUGUGA
Molecule: messenger RNA, 1287 nt
Organism: Seminavis robusta
Lineage: Eukaryota; Bacillariophyta; Bacillariophyceae; Naviculales; Naviculaceae
Source: the annotation of a GenBank genome assembly